UUUCUUCGAUACCUCAGUCCGCCGCGCUCGGUCCUGAAAGCCGAUUCGGGUCGAAUUUAGAUUUUCGCUGAUUUUCUGAUCCUCGGAGAUUAUUGUGAAUUUUGGCUCGCGGAGCUAGGAUUCUGUAAGUUUUUCAAAAGUUUUUGCGAGUGUAUAGCCAUCGGUGCUUUUCUUCGCACGGUUUGACCAAAAAGAGUGCGAGGGGAUAUUGAUUGGGUCUUUUUUUGAGGUGAAGUCGACAUAACUGCAAAACAAUCAGUUUACAGAUGACACUGGUGAAUUUCGCAACGAGAAUACGAGAACACAAAUAACAUUGCUUCUAAUACGAUACUGUGACGUUUGAGGAUGGCGGACAACGUUUUGAUUGGGAGUCGUCGAUUUUUGGUUAUCGUCACGGCCAUCAUCGUUUCAUUUCUGUCCCUCGCCAUUGGGGCUCCGAGCCAGGAUAAGCCCAAUCCUUUCAUUCCCCGGAGCAGACCGCUAACCUCUCAGGGUUGGAAGCACAGAUAUCUGCAAAAAUUACUGAGCAGACUGGAGGAGAAACACUCGUUAUUGCGCCAGGAGACUUUAACGCCAGAGCUGAAAAGUGUGCUGCGCCCGACACCGGAAGCCAUACCGAUCACGCUGAACCUGUGCGAUGUCUCUAUCUCGUGGAAAAGCCUUGCUAAGGAGCUUGAAGCGACCGGCACCUCCGCUACCGGCUACACAGUGGGGUUAAUGCAAGACGAGGCUUACAUCCACUACAACAUGCUCAUCGGAAAGGAAAAAAGUAGCUUCCGGUUCUCGGACCUCACCAACGGUGUCGUCUACAGCGGGUUCAUCAAGUCGCUCAACAACACGUAUAAAGUGCACCACUUCAUCCGAGGCUACGACCUGUACAGUAAAAACCCGCAGACUAAAGACGAUGCCAUCCAUGAGUUCCAGCUCACCGCUCCCUACGUCAUAGGAGAUGAGCACUUGCACGAGCAGCUCCUGAAGACGAGCGGCGGCCGCAACUCGACGAAACCGAGCCCGGUGGAGCUGGAAGGCGUCGACCUGAAGGUGCGCUUCACGCGGAUGAUCGAGGACCUCGGGUUCUUGCUGGAGGUCUCCCGCUACUCCCUCGGGCGGACCAAGGGCGGCAACGGGACCUUCAUCGUCGUCACCCCCAGCCAGAUCGUCCAGCUCCUCCCGCCCAUCAAGAUCGUGACCCUCUCGCGGAUUGAGCGCAACGAGCUCAUCCGGGUGACCCUCAAGCGGAUCUCCUCGGUCAACGAGCACGGGGAUAUACUCAUGGAGAACGUCAACUAUAUCAAUAUUUAUACCGGUGAUGUUAGCACGAACGUCAACGCCAGUCUCAAACAGUUGGAACUCUUCCGCUCCGCCGCCGAGCUCCUGGAGAACGAGACGGCGGCUGCGCCCGCACAAGAUGCACCCGAGGGCGCUGAACCUUUGAAUGAUAUAUUUGGUCUUGGAUUUGGCAACAGCGGUUUCGGAAAUGGAUUUGGUGGUUUAUUCUCCAACUUUCUCCGACCCAAUUUGUACAACAAUCGCCGUAACUCAGUACGGUGCUAUGCAAAUGGAGAUGUUUUUGAAGGUUAUGCCUGCAGAAAUUCUGACAUUUGCGUGCCGAUUGAGUGGCAGUGUGACGGCGAAGAGGAUUGCGCAAAUGGAGACGAUGAGUUUCGUUGCAAUUCUGUGAAUGGUUACUACAACAAUCCAAGCAAUAAUUACUACAAUCGCGGUCAGUGCCGCCGACAUGAGUUCAGAUGUCGCUCAAGAGGCCAAAGCCUUUGCUUGCCCAACUCCUGGUUGUGUGAUGGCAGGGUAGACUGCGAGGAUGGGUGGGAUGAAGACGAAUUCAACUGUGGUAAUCAGUACAGUCAGUUCACACCUGGGCACACAACAAAUUUUUACACCAACAAUUACGACCGUGAUUGCGCAGAUUCUUGGUUUAAUUGUUGGGAUAACAGAGACUGUAUUCACCCUCGCUAUGUGUGCGAUAAUGAAGAUGACUGCAGAGACGGUUCAGAUGAGCGAAUCUGCGCUAGCUGGAAUCGUCAGUGUGACAACCAUUAUGAGUUCAGGUGUGCAAGCAGUGUGGGUGGAAGUCAUGCCAGCUACACCAACAGAGCAUGCAUUCCAAAAUCAUGGAUCUGUGACGAUCAGCAAGACUGUCCUCGAGGUGAAGAUGAGUCGUUGGUGAUGUGUCGGGAUUAUCUGCGUGACCAUCCUCCCGCUGGAAACGACCAAAGCGGUAGACCUAUUCCAAUCAGAGGAGAACUCCCUGAUAAACCACGACCUUUGUAGGAAAUAUGUCCAAACACAGCCUAUUCUAUCUGAAAAAACUUUGUUUUUUUUUUGUGUGUGGUAAUAUGCACAAAGCUAAAACUGACAAUGAACACCUAGAUAUUUAGAUUCUCAAUUUCUACUGCAUUCUACAGAUUUUAAUAGCAAAAGGUUCAAUGAUAUAAAAGUAGACUGAAAGGCCUCCUUAAUUGCACUUCAACUCAACCCUAAAAGAUCCUCCAUGCAUUUAGAGAACCACUUUGUGGCAGGCAUAAAAUCUGGGAUAUGACUGGAAAAUUUGAUGGUAGCAGACUCCAUCAAGAGAUUAGUGCCUGCCAAUAGCUAAAAAAUCAUGAAAACCAUCUGGGUGAAUCUCUAAAUAUAAUUAUGAAAAAAAGUUAAAGUUUGCAAAGACUGAAAGCCUAUGGAAAUUAUGAAAGGCCAAAACUGUAGAUCGAGGUGACUAAUCCAGCUUCUAACAGUCAUGAUAGACGAUACCCUAUUCAAAAAAUUAGAGGUGAAGACAUGAUAAUGUUCCUUUUACAAAAGCUUCAUUUUGACACCUUUAAAAAUUUAAGUUGUAAGAAAAAGUCUCGUUCAUCAUGUACAUGUUCGGAAGUCAAUGUACCUAUCUCUCUCUUCAUCUACCGUCUUCUUCACGUAAAGGUUUAAAUGAUCUGUGAAAAAUAAAGAACUUUUACCAUCACUA
This is a messenger RNA of Bemisia tabaci, 2977 nucleotides long. NCBI's taxonomy places the organism in Eukaryota, Metazoa, Arthropoda, Insecta, Hemiptera, Aleyrodidae. The record is from RefSeq and is a predicted model, not a curated record.